Messenger RNA from Colius striatus (speckled mousebird), 2569 nucleotides. It is a transcript of the gene ATG4C, whose product is annotated as autophagy related 4C cysteine peptidase. The record is from RefSeq and is a predicted model, not a curated record. The transcript is spliced from 11 exons. The coding region runs from base 129 to 1505 and encodes 458 amino acids. Gene Ontology annotation, molecular function: protein-phosphatidylethanolamide deconjugating activity. Lineage: Eukaryota; Metazoa; Chordata; Aves; Coliiformes; Coliidae.
CGCGGUUUCCUCACGGCUGGACGCGCCGGGAGGCUGCUCCCCGUCCGGCUGCGCCACGGAGAUCACCGUGCGGUAGCAGAAUUGAACGUCGUACAAGACAGCGAUGGCUUUUUCUCCAGAAUUUGAAUAUGGAGGCCACAGGGACAGAUGAAGUAGAAAAGAUAAAAUCCAAGUUUAUGUCUGCAUGGCACAACAUGAAAUACAGUUGGGUGUUGAAAACAAAAACUUACUUCAGUAGGAACUCUCCGGUGUUUCUGCUGGGGAAGUGUUACCACUUCAAAACCGACGAAUCUGGUGAGCUGGCUGCAGAUGGAUCCAAUUUUGAUAAAAUCAGAGAAAUCUCGGGCAAUGUUGAGGAGUUUCGGAAAGAUUUUAUUUCUAGAAUAUGGCUGACUUACAGAGAGGAAUUUCCCCAGAUAAAAGGGUCUGCAUUAACGACAGACUGUGGGUGGGGUUGCACGCUGAGAACUGGCCAAAUGCUGCUGGCUCAAGGUCUUAUGCUUCAUUUUCUUGGGAGAGCCUGGGUCUGGCCAGAUGCAUUGGACAUUGACAGUUCAGAUGCUGAAUCGUGGACAGCCCAUACAGUGAAAAAGCUGACAGCAUCGUUCGAAGCAUCGCUUACAGCAGAGAGAGAACCCAAGAUCCUGUCACACCAUCAUCGGGGAAUGCUGAAGAGAAACCGUGAUGCCAAUGAAAUGAGGAAUGAAGUUUAUCACAGGAAAAUCAUUUCUUGGUUUGGCGACUCUCCGCUGGCAGCUUUUGGCUUGCACCGGCUGACAGAAUAUGGAAAGAAGUCUGGCAAAAUUGCUGGGGACUGGUAUGGGCCUGCAGUUGUUGCACACAUUCUAAGAAAAGCUGUGGAAGAAGCAAGAGACCCUGACCUGCAAGGAGUAACAGUCUAUGUUGCUCAGGAUUGUACAGUCUACAGUUCAGAUGUUAUUGACAGACAGUGUUCUUUCCUGGAUUCUGGAGAAGCAGACACAAAAGCUGUAAUUAUAUUAGUUCCUGUGAGACUGGGAGGAGAGAGGACAAACAUGGACUACUUAGAGUUUGUAAAGGGCAUUUUAAGCCUUGAGUAUUGUGUUGGGAUUAUUGGUGGCAAACCCAAGCAGUCGUAUUACUUUGCUGGAUUUCAAGAUGACAGUUUGAUUUACAUGGAUCCUCAUUACUGCCAAUCCUUUGUAGAUGUCAGCAUAAAGGAUUUCCCUCUUGAGUCAUUCCACUGUCCUUCUCCCAAAAAGAUGUCAUUCAAAAAAAUGGAUCCGAGCUGCACGAUAGGAUUUUACUGUAGAACCGUGCAGGACUUUGAGAGAGCUUCUGAAGAAAUCACCAAGAUGCUGAAAUCUUCAUCUAAGGAGAAAUAUCCCUUGUUUACUUUUGUAAAGGGUCAUUCCAGAGACUAUGACUUUGCUUCCAGUCCACUCCGUGAAGAAAACGACCUUUUCUCUGAGGAUGAAAAGAAAAGAUUAAAAAGAUUUAGUACAGAGGAGUUUGUCUUGCUUUAAGGACAUUUUACACAACAUUAUUGGCAGCUGUCCAGGAGAACACUUGCCUUUUACAGAACAAUAAAGGCAUGUGUCCUCCUCCUGCAAGAAGGCAAAGCUUGUGCUGAAAUGGGUCUAUUUUCGUAAAGAGGAUGAUGUUUUUUAUGUAAUAGUCUUUAAAAUGUUGUUUAUAAAUGUACUAAUUAUUUUUGUUCCCUGCUAGUUGGUUGAGUUUCAUGUCCCGUUGUGCUAGUGAAGGCAGGAGGCCUUGUUUGGAGGCAGCUACGCUGAAAGGUUCCUCUGCCCCGGCCUUGCACGUCAGUCCAGGACAAAUCUUGAGCAGAGGCUGCUGGAUAGGUGUGGGGUUUAUGUCAUGGGUAUAUACCCAUAGGGUUUGAGACCACCUUAUUUCUGUUUGUGGGUAAAAUUUGAGUCCUGUGGUCAUGCGGUAAGGGUGGAACUCUCAUCUGUCUUGCUAUGUAAGCCCAAAUAGUAGUUAACGCUGUGAUCGUGAGAGCCAUCCCGAGCAGCGCAGCGGGAGAGGGGCAAGUUGGAUCUGUCAGUAGCAAUUGGCAGCUGCAAUACUGAUACAAUUAUAUAGGCUGAAUUGUGAGUUAAGGUACUAUUUAGCAGUAUGAUUUUAUAAUGGUUUCUCAUUAAGCUUGCUUUGGAGCCUUAAUACGAGGAGUGAAGAUAAAGUAUUACCUUUCCCCACAAUUUUUAAAGGUUAUACUAUUAAUAUUAACUGCAACCAAUCAAAGCAGCUCAAGACAAUUAUUAGAAGAGAGCGGUGUUUGUUUCCUGUUUCAGCUACUAUAACGUUGGGGCUUCUCUCCUGUUAGUGCAGCUUUUAAAUCAAAGCAAAUGGGGGAGUGAGUGUGAAAAAUCCUGGGCUGUGAUUAUUUUUUUCCUGGGAUCCGUGUUAUUACUGUACCAAUGAUUACUUGAUGUUGUGUGUUCUCAGAUUGCAAACCAAUGUACAUAAAUCCUCUCAUGUUUUAACAAAGUAAAUGCAAAUAUUUAAAAUAGGUAUUAACACUGCUUGGGAAAUAAAAAGGUGUGAAAACAUUAAAUGCCUGUGCCUU